GCACGUCGAGCAGCACGGAUCGCAGAUAUGAAGAAUCAGAUGAAUGAACUCAUGGCCGAAAAGUACCGCGCUUUGUGCAAAUUGACACAUGUCAGGACAGGUCAGAGCCUGCAGCCCGAUAUCCGAGCUAUGUGUUCCAAGAACGCUAAGAUUAUAGAGAAUCUGAAGAAGCUGCUCGAAGUAAAGAAUAAAAUGGAUCGUUCCUGCGAUGAUCAAAGCAAGAAAGCCAACGAGGCCAAGGAGCCGCUGAUGAAGGAGAGUCCCUUUGAUGAAUACACUGCGAUGCCAUACCAUGAACUAAAGAAAUGCAUUGCCGAGGUGUCUAAGAGAGUGGCCAAAAUACGUGAAGAGACUUCUGCUAAAGCCGAGGAGCUUUUGAUUAAAAAGAAGUCAUUCAUCGAUACCAAAAAGUCCUUGCUUGGUGAAAUCCGUGCUCUAGCGCACGUCGAACGGGAUGCCACCGAAUUGAUCGAAAACCUUAAAUCGGAAAUUUCCAUCCAGAAGUCGGUCAAAAAACUCAAUCGUUACUAAUGUAGAGAAUACAACAUAUAAUGAAGAAGCCAAACGUUUAUCAUUACUAUUU
Molecule: messenger RNA, 583 nt
Organism: Drosophila takahashii
Lineage: Eukaryota; Metazoa; Arthropoda; Insecta; Diptera; Drosophilidae
Gene: cona
Product: corona
Source: RefSeq, a predicted model, not a curated record